AUGUGCCACAUUCUCGACCUCCCUCCCGAGAUUGUCAUCUGGGUAUUUGAGUCACUUGAGAACAUAGAUGACGCCUUACAUUUUGCCCGAUCCUGCAAAUAUGCCUUUUCUGCGUUUGACUCAAACAGCGUCCGAUUGAAGAUUUUCAGAUCAAUUAUUACCAAUGCGUCCCAACAUCAGCAUGAUCUUGAGCUCAAUCAAGCUGUUCAUAUGCAUGGCCAUUUCUCAUCUGAAUUUUACACCACACCAAUAAUUCCCGGAAACGCCGCCCGCCGCAGAUGGCAUCUUAAUAUGCUGGAGCCUCUGAGAUAUGGCACAAGUAUACCUGAUGAGGUUGUUUGGGAUAUAGUGGCCCGAUGGCAUGGAAUGCGUCUUCUCUUUGUUAUUUACCUAGAUAAAGCCACAAUGGAAGCCUACGUGGGGUCGGUAUUUUCAUUCACGCCCGGUGUGAAUGAACCGGAUACAACGGAGGAAUCCGCGUUUGAAGGGGAUAUCCCGAAGCCGUCUCCAAACCCCGAGUCAUGCGAGAACAGAACGAUUCCAGCUAGCAGACAAGCCAGCUAUGAACGAUUCUACAAGGCUUUGACAGCCCAAUGGAUGUCGAUUGAGAGGCUCUGGAGGGUCAGAAGUCAGGUGUGGCCGAAUGCUCAAAAGUUUGAUGACGCAUUCGACGCUACCCUAAGACAGUGGAUCAACAACCCGGGAAGGCCGAUGAAAGAGAAAAUAGAUAUUGCUGAGAUCGUUGAGUUCGUAUGGGGGUUUCUUGGGCGAAAGACAAUUCGUUUCUCCGAGUUUUCUUCUUGGCUGGAAGGUGAAGACGACCUGGUCAGAGACCAAUAUCUCGACCAAGACGAAAGCAAAGUCGGGAACUGGGGGUUUUUUAUACGAAGCAUUGUUCAAUUCCUGAGGCCUCCGCAAAUUCUUCAAUUGGUUCUUUCCUAUUGGUAUCCAUCAAGCUGGAAUUUCGAUCGGUCUGGAUUUCUUCGACAUUUGGGACUUUUCGACACCUGGGAAGGUGUACUUAUCAAUGCUCCUCCUUCUCCAAGGUCCGACAGCUGGGUUUCUCUGGAUAUAGUGAACUAUGACGUGGGAAAUUCCUUUGCGCACAUGGAAAAUGGCAAGGAGGUUGAGGAGAAUUGGCAAAAUUACCGGCAAACUUUAUGGUCAAAGGAGAUAAAGGGUAAGUUGUUCCUUGAGGGUAUACCCGAGCGAGAUAUCUUGUGUAAAGUUACGGGCGGAGCUGCGUGUCCGCAGGGGUUUUGA
This is a messenger RNA of Penicillium brevicompactum, 1263 nucleotides long. RefSeq lists its product as uncharacterized. The coding region runs from base 1 to 1263 and encodes 420 amino acids. The record is from RefSeq and is a predicted model, not a curated record. NCBI's taxonomy places the organism in Eukaryota, Fungi, Ascomycota, Eurotiomycetes, Eurotiales, Aspergillaceae. The transcript has 2 exons.